CGCUUUGAUGACGUAGCACAAGUCUGUUUGCUCGAGCGCUGGGCAGCGCGCCGCUGUGCCGAAUGGAUCUUGUAUAGUUAUCGGCAAGUUUUGAUACUCGGCGGGCCACCGAAAAUAUUGCCAAAAUGCGACGAGCCCAAGCUUCCUCACAAGGAUAUCCCAAUGGAUCCAGUUACAGAGACACCGUGGAGGAGGAGAAUUCUCAGCUCAUCGACGGCUUGAAAUCGAAGAUAUCGGCCCUGAAGACGGUGUCAAUCGACAUUGGCCAUGAAGUCAAGUACCAAAACAAAAUGCUAAAUGACAUGAACACGGACUUUGACGCUGGCGAGGGCAUUCUGAAAUCGACGAUGGGCCGACUUGUGAAGAUGAGCAGGGCCGGCCACAACCGCUACAUCUUUUACCUCAUGAUUUUCUCCUUGUUUGUGUUCCUCGUCAUAUAUCUACUAAUGAAGAUGAGCUAAAGGACUAGGGGAAAAAGAAAGGAAGGUUUUUGAAAAAGAUGUAUUUGUAAAUAAAUUGCCUUUUUUACUCUUU
Messenger RNA from Rhipicephalus microplus (southern cattle tick), 534 nucleotides. RefSeq names its product BET1 homolog. NCBI's taxonomy places the organism in Eukaryota, Metazoa, Arthropoda, Arachnida, Ixodida, Ixodidae. The record is from RefSeq and is a predicted model, not a curated record.